Messenger RNA from Theobroma cacao (cacao), 1662 nucleotides. Lineage: Eukaryota; Viridiplantae; Streptophyta; Magnoliopsida; Malvales; Malvaceae. The record is from RefSeq and is a predicted model, not a curated record.
AUGUUUCCUAGUCGUGUUUUGCCAUUUCUUAUGCAUGGCAUGGGUGGGUGUUUUCUUGUAGCGAAGCUCUGUCCUUUUGGUGAAGACUCAGAAAGUGAAUGUUAUUCUUUCCAACCUUCUGAUCUUCCAUGUGGACCUCUCAUGGAUGAAGUUUCCAGCUUUCCAGCUGGGGCAAACGAGUCGUUUUCAGUUAUACUGCCAAGGCCUGGCCAACCAAUUCUGAAGCCUUUUUUAGAUGUAAGAGAAAUGGGAGGACAUGGACAGCAAUUAAACCAGCUUGUUGCUCAAUUCAAUUCCUCUCCCAAGCUAAUUUUCUUCGAAGAAAAUGGGGUCCCUGAAUUUUGCAUUGGCCUUGGGGAAAGAAAAACUGACAGAAUAGCUUUGCUUUCUAUAAAGGAUCAGCUUGUUGGUGCUUAUCCAGGAGCUCUCGAUUCAUGGAAUGCUUCUCUCCACUUCUGUGAGUGGCAAGGUGUUACGUGUGGUAGUCGCCACCAGAGAGUCACUGCUCUGGACUUGGAUGGCUUGAAACUUGAUUUGCAAGGUAACAUACCUAAGGAAGUUGGCUACCUAAGGCGGUUGCGUGUUUUUGAGCUGUUUCGAAAUAAUCUCCAUGGAACAAUCCCUGUGGAGCUUGCCAAUUGCUCAAACCUCUUAACAAUUCGUUUAUCGCAUAAUAACCUCACUGGGGAAGUUCCUUUCCAGUUGGGUGAUUCGUCGAAACUCAUCGUACUCUCCUUGGGUGCCAACAAUUUGAUUGGGGGUUGGAAUGGUAUCGGCGGAUCUGUUCCUAACAAUUUGGGAAACCUCAAGAAUCUUCAACAGUUCAUGAUUGCUGGUAACUACUUGGGAAAUGGGAACACAGGAGACCUGGAUUUUCUUUCUUCGUUGAGCAAUUGUAGCCUAUUACAAAUAUUGGAUCUAGAGGCGAAUCGAUUAGGUGGCCCGUUGCCAGAAUCCAUAGGCAAUUUAUCAAUCCAACUCAACAUGCUUUUUAUGGGAUGGAAUCAGAUUUCAGGAAAUAUUCCUGAAGGGAUUGGCAAUCUCGUAAGCUUAACUCUUCUGCAUUUGCCGAGAAAUGCCCUGGAGGGGACCCUUCCAACUUCUUUGGGGAAGCUUCGAAAUCUUGAAAGAUUGUUUCUCGAAGCCAAAGAAAAACUUGUUGCAGUGAAGGUACUUAACCUUCAAAACCGUGGCGCUGCAAAAAGCUUCAUGGCUGAAUGCAAGGCUUUGGGGAAAGUUCGACAUCGGAAUGUUCUCAAAAUUAUAACUUCCUGCUCGAGCAUUGAUUACCAAGGCAAAGAUUUCAAGGCUUUAGUUUUCGAAUUCAUCCCUAAUUGGAGUUUGGACAGUUGGCUUCAUGAGCAACAUGAGUCAAGUGAUUUUGGAUUGGCUAAGCUCUUGUCUAGCGACACAAACAAUAUGGGUAAUGAUCAAACAGAAUAUGGCAUGGGCGGGGCAGUGUCUCCAGAAGGUGAUAUUUACGGCUAUGGGACUCUGCUCUUGGAAAUGAUCACCGGAAGGAGACCAACAGAUGGUACGUUUCAUGGCGGCUUAAGCCUUCACAAUUUCUGUAAGAUGGCACUACCGGAACGAUUGAAGGAGAUUCUCGAUUUUCGCUUGCUCGAACAAAUUAGUGAAAACAAUGAGAGAUUAACAAGUUAG